AUGGAGAGAUUUAAGAAGGCUUUGAAGGAUGUAUUUGUCUGGGAUGGAAGAGAUUGCAUGUAUAUCAAGAAUGAGAAGGAGAGGGUCAGGGCUAGAUGUGCGGAGGAAAAAUGCCCAUGGUUGAUAUAUGUGGCAAGGAACUCAAAAACAAUGGCAUUUGAGAUAAAAACAUUUCACAACAAGCAUACAUAUGGAAGGGAUUAUGGAAGCAACUUGGCCGAUAGGGCAUGGGUCACAGAUAAGCUGGAAAAAAGGUUGGCAACACAGCCUAAGCUGACACCGAGGGAAGCAACGGAGCAUAUGAAACAGGACUACAAUGUUCAGGUCCAUCCAAAAAUGAUCCAAAUGGCUUUGAAAGCAGCUAGGGAAAUUGUUGUUGGGAAUGACAAGGCACAAUAUGGGAAGUUGUGGGAUUAUUUACAAGAGUUGCAUAGGAGUAACUGGUGCAUGAAAUUUGCAAUCACACUUUAUGCGUGUAGAAAUGGGUUUGUUAAGGGUUGUAGACCACUAAUAGGCCUAGAUGGAUGUUUUUUAAAGGGGUAUUAUGGAGGCCAACUCCUAACUGCAAUGUCACUUGAUGCUAACAACCAUGUCUUCGUUAUUGCAUAUGCUGUUACAAGAGCAGAAAACACAGAGAACUGGAUGUGGUUCUUAACUCGGUUUCAGGAUGAUUUGGGAGACCAUCAAGUGCACGGAUGGAAUCUCAUGUCCGACCAACAGAAGUUGACAGAGAUGCCAUAUGUCCACGCAGUUGCUGCUAUCUCUAAGUUGAGGAUCAAGGUUACCGAAGACUUUGUGAGCCCUUAUCUCACUAUAGAUGCUGUAAGGAAAACAUAUGACUUGUGUGUAAAUCCAGUGAACAGCAAAGAAUUUUGGGAGAAGACAGACCAUCCAAAGCCACAACCCCCCAGGAUAGUAAGACCAGCUGGUCGUCCAAAGAAACACAGGACUGAAUCCGGUGCACCCCUCCCCCUCCAGUGA
Molecule: messenger RNA, 981 nt
Organism: Arachis stenosperma
Lineage: Eukaryota; Viridiplantae; Streptophyta; Magnoliopsida; Fabales; Fabaceae
Exons: 4
Coding region: 1-981 (326 amino acids)
Source: RefSeq, a predicted model, not a curated record